CACACACACAUAAACACACUGUUCGAGUGUCAUAACAGAGCCCUGCCCUCACAGAUGCAUGAGGAAAUCAGUAGAAACGAAACUAAAGUACUUCUGUUUCUCUGAGUCCCUUUUACACUUUCCUCCACGGAAAUGGAAGACCAGCAGGACCCACGCAUAUGCUCUGUUUGCCUACAGGACCUGCAGGAAAACAGCUGCCCUCAGUGUCAACAGACUUCCACAUCUGGGACAGAUCAGGAUGAAUCCAUUGCAUCGGUUGCAGAGAGUCUGGAGAGGACGAGACUUCAGAGAGACACCUCUGUGGAUGUCCAAGCUGAAACUGGAGAUGUGGAGUGUGACUCCUGCACUGUGAAUAGAGGGAAAGCCAUUAAAUCAUGUCUGGUGUGUUUGGCCUCUUACUGCGAUACUCACCUCAGGAUACACAAUGACCUGAACGCAGGGAAGACACACUGUCUAGUGGAAGUCACGGGACAUCUGCAGGGGAAGAUGUGCUCCAAACAUGAGAAACUUCUGGAGGUUUUAUGCCGCACUGACCAGCAGUGUAUUUGUUACCUCUGCAUGCUGGACGACCACAAAGGUCACGAUGUAGUCUCGGUUGCCAUAGGGCGAGAAGAGAAACAGAGGCAGCUGGAAAAGUCCAAACAGAAGCUUACGGCUCGAGAGAAUGAGUUGAAGGAAAUGAAGAAUGUUGCAAAUGUCCUCCGGGACCUGAGUCAGGCGACAGAGGAAGAAGGUGACAGGAUCUUUACCGAACUUCUCAGCUUUAUACGGAGGAGCCACACAGAGAUGAUUGAGCUGAUCCAAACUCAGAUGACCAAUGAGAUGGACCGAAUCCACGGACACAUGGAAGGUCUGGAACAGGAGAUCUCGAAGCUAAAGAGGAAACAGUCCGAGCAAGAGCAACUUUCACACACUGACGAUCACAUCCAUUUCCUUCAGGAAGUCCAGUCUCGCUGGCCCAAUUCUCAGUCUGAAGACUUCCCCAUCCUGACCGCUAAUCCGCAGUUCUCUUUUGGAGAAGUCAUCAAAUCUCUCUUAUCACUAACUGCACAAACAGAGGGCAUUUGGACACUGGAGAUAAGCAGGAUAUGCUCUGCAGUGAAAACUGAGAAGAUCUUACUGCCCUCCGAACCCAAGAUGAGGGAGGACUUCCUCCAAUUUCUUGUACCGUUGAGUCUAGAUCCAAACACGGCCCACAGGAACCUCUGCUUAUCUGAGCAGAACCAAGCAGUGGCCUGCAGUGAUGAGCCUCAGCCAUACCCAGAACAUCCGGACCGUUUUGAAUGGUGGGCCCAGGUGCUGAGCAAGGAGGGUUUGACUGGACGCCACUACUGGGAGGCUACUUGGAGCGGUCAGUAUGGUGUCGACAUUGCAGUCACCUACAAAGACAUCAACAGAACUGGGCAAGACGAUGCCAGUGGGUUUGGAUUCAACAGACACUCGUGGAGUUUGGACUGUUCCAUAUUCAGAUACGCACUAGUGCACGAUAACUUGGAGACUGAGAUCGCUGUACCCUUGUCCCACCGGAUCGGGGUGUAUCUGGACUACAGAGCAGGACUUCUGUCCUUCUACAGCGUCUCCGACUCCAUGAUCCUCCUGCACAGAGCUCAGACCAGGUUCACCCAACCUCUUUAUCCAGGAUUCGGACUCUUUCAGGGCUCGACAGCGAAAUUUUGUGGUCCGGACAAAGAAGCCUCGACACAAGCAACCGAGAGACGUUUAUAUCUACAGAGAUCGAAAUUACAUUUACAGACACGACGAAUACAUUCACAGAAAACCAAGAAUGUCACAAAAAUCUGUUUUACUCCAAACGAUAGUAAAAUAAUAACAGCGGCAAGAGGCAAACAACGUAAAAUAUAGGGAAAAUGACGGCAUUUGGAGGGCUAACAUGGAAAAUACAGGAUUCACAGUUGAAGAUGGUGAAGAAUUACAAUCAAAAGUCAGAACUGCACUGAACCAAAGUUAAACCAUAAAAGAACAGGAAAUGUGUUCUCUGUAAAUAGUUUUUCUGCUAACGUGACACUUUAGGGAAUCUAUUUUUAAGGUAUGUUUGGCAAUGACUAAGCUGCUUGAAGAAAUGUUCAUUUACAUUUGUUUUAAAGCUGAACUCUGUAAUUUCUGCGCCACUAGCGUCACCAAAUAAACAUUGUUUUCAAACA
This is a messenger RNA of Myxocyprinus asiaticus (Chinese sucker), 2159 nucleotides long. It is a transcript of the gene ftr92, whose product is annotated as finTRIM family, member 92. The transcript is spliced from 6 exons. The record is from RefSeq and is a predicted model, not a curated record. The coding region runs from base 133 to 1860 and encodes 575 amino acids. Lineage: Eukaryota; Metazoa; Chordata; Actinopteri; Cypriniformes; Catostomidae. Gene Ontology annotation, molecular function: protein binding; zinc ion binding.